AAAAAAUUAUUAUAUAAAAAAAAAAUGGUAAGCUCCACCAUAGAAAAUUAGAAAUUGAGUUCCUCUAUUAAAGUAAAACGACGCACGGAACUCCCGCUCGGUAAUUGCCAUUCCCACCGCCUUAGAGAUAGAAAGAGAAAGAACAAAAAAGACCCAAAAUUAGGGCACGGAUCGACGGCCCCUUUACCCUUCUCCCGCUCUUUUUCUUUUCGGGUAACCCUAACCCGAUUAUCUAACUCUAGUUCCCAACCCGAACCGUCCGUCUCUCUCUCUAACUAAACCCUAAUUUCGAACCAACUCGGGUUGUGGACCGCCGCCUCGCUUCCCGGAGGAAGAAGCGCGCCGCGAUCGCCAUAUAGAGACGAGCUCUACGUUUGAUUCCGUUCGAUCAAGGGGUGAUCUGGCCCUGGAAGCUCGAGAUCCGGCUGUAUCCUUCACGGGAUCUGGAGAAAUGGUGGUCAAUGGCCGGCCGGUGAAGAGAGCGAAGCGCCGCAUCACGGCGGAUCUAUACGACUUCUUCUCCUUCCCCUCCGAUGCUGCUACCGGCGAUCUCGACGGUCCGUUCCGGUCCAACGUACAGGUGUUCCUCUCCCGCCACGCCCGCCUUUUACCUCCACCGUCGAUCUUGCCUCCGUCACCGCCUCCUCCAGCCGGCCAUCUGCUAACAUGGCGGGUCGGGUUCGGCCUUGGUGACGCCACCGCUGGAGACGGCGAGGAGCCCUUGUCUCCGGCAAGUUCUGCUGCUAUGGCUACGGUGGAGCUCGAUGUUGUCGAGGAGGACGUUGCGCGUUCCAAAUCCGUCUACUGCGAUCAGUGCCGAGUUGUGGGUUGGAGUUGUCACCCUGUAUGCAGGAAGCGUUAUCACUUCAUAAUUCGGAAUAAUGCUAAUCCAUUGUCUUCCUCCCAUCAGAAGUGCUUGUGUUGUGGAGCUUUAUUGCAGAGGUUGGAUUCACGAUGCCAUUCAUGCAACCAUGAUAUUACAGCUGAAAUUUCUGAAGAUUGGGCUUAUAAUCAGCUCGAAGAUCCUACACAUUUACUGCAUGGUUUAGUGCAUGCAAAUGGUUAUGGGCAUCUGCUGAGAGUGAAUGGUCGAGAUGGUGGUUCAAGAUACUUAACAGGAUCUGAUAUAAUGGGAUUCUGGGACCGCUUAUGUAAGAUGCUUCGAGUCAGGAAAGUUACAGUUAUGGACAUAUCAAAGAAACAUGGAAUGGAGUACCGCCUGCUCAACGCAGUAACUUGUGGCCAACCAUGGUAUGGAAAUUGGGGCUACAAAUUUGGCGCAGGUAGCUUUGGAGUUACUGCAAAAGCAUACCAAGAAGCUGUGGAUACUCUCGCUAACGUACCCUUAUCCCUCUUCUCCUCCCACUCCAGAACGCAACGCACUACGUUACAGAACGCAGUUGCAUUAUAUUGCUCCCUUUCUGACAAACAGUUACUAACUUUAAGGGAUCUUUUCUCCUACGUCAAUCACCUUCUUCAAGACUCUCAUGACCAUUUAUGUCAUCUCUCUUCUCCAAGAAAGAAAUUUCCACAGGUUAUUUCAGCAGGGGCUUUGAGCUCAUCGAGCAAGCAAGAGAUGGAAAGAAUGGAGGAGGUCAUGGUGAAGGUUCUUAGGGCUGUGGGCAGAUCUCAUUGGGUUACUUGGCGAGCCCUUAAGGGCGCGACAAGUGGUUCGGCUGGAUCCCCAGAACUGCUUGAUUACUGUCUCAAAGGACUCAAUGGCAAAAUCACAGAUGACCAAUUAGUAGUUCAGUCCCGGUUCAAUGAGGAGACGAAUGCCAUUGAAUUCAGGCUUGAAUCUUAUGAUCAAUUGGUUAGUGAUGUCCAAAGGCGAGUGAUCAAGUUGUCAUCUGAUCAUUUCACUCGGCAUUUGAAAUCUCUAUAUGAUGGAAUGCUUGAUCCAGCAACUAUGCUUCAGUUUAAGCCUAAAGAAACAAGGGAAUCUAUUCUCAGUUCAGCUAGAAAAAUUUUGGACUGCAAGCAUUUUGUCAAACACUUUGAUGAACAUCUCACCUUUUUUGCGCCAUCGUCGAACCCAUCUGAAUCACAUAUUUGGUGUAAUGUUGAGCUAUACGAUGAGCCGGCGGAAUACACAUCUCCACCACCUGAACUUGUGGUCUUGCCAGCCAAUGCCGCCAUUGCCGACCUCAAGUUGCAGGUUGCGAAAGCAUUCAGGGAAACUUAUAUUGUUUUUCAAAGAUUCCAACCUGAACAGGUGGUAGGAUAUAACACAGUUUCUGAUUCUAAAAUCAAGCAACCAACAAACACUAAAGGCGUAGUUCUGAUCAGGGGAAGGUGUCUGGCAGGACAUGGAAAGCUCAGUCGUUUCAGGAUGGAAAGAGGAAUUGAAAGUUGGGAGGUUGAUUGCCUGUGUGGUGCGAAGGACGAUGAUGGAGAAAGAAUGAUGGCGUGUGAUGGCUGUGGAGUUUGGCAACAUACGAGAUGUGCAGGUGUUAAUGAUCAGGAUAAAGUACCAGAGAAGUUCAUUUGUAUAAAGUGCUACAUGGCUUCACCAAAACUUGGAAAAGAGAGUAAAGACACUCAAGAGUGCCAAAUCUAAUGGAAGCAUCUAUGAAGAAAUGGUAAAAUCUCAGUGAAA
Dendrobium catenatum is the source of this 2599-nucleotide messenger RNA. Its product is annotated as PHD finger protein At1g33420. Lineage: Eukaryota; Viridiplantae; Streptophyta; Magnoliopsida; Asparagales; Orchidaceae. The record is from RefSeq and is a predicted model, not a curated record. The coding region runs from base 452 to 2560 and encodes 702 amino acids. The transcript is spliced from 5 exons.